Phytomonas sp. EM1 is the source of this 1647-nucleotide messenger RNA. NCBI's taxonomy places the organism in Eukaryota, Euglenozoa, Kinetoplastea, Trypanosomatida, Trypanosomatidae. The record is from the annotation of a GenBank genome assembly.
AUGCAAUCUAAACAGAAAGCGGCAUUAGGCAUCAACGGCACGCGCAUCUCUGGAAUCUCCGUGCGAAAGGAAAACGUGACAGCGGCUUCAGCCGUGGCAAACAUUGUUAAGUCUUCCUUGGGUCCUAUAGGGCUUGAUAAGAUGCUGGUCGAUGAUGUUGGUGAUGUGUGUGUGACCAACGAUGGCGCGACGAUUCUCAAGAGCCUAGAGGUCGAGCAUCCCGCGGCGCGGCUGUUGGUGGAUCUUGCUCAGCUCCAGGACCGCGAGAUUGGGGAUGGAACAACUUCCGUCGUCAUCCUCGCGGCUGAGCUGCUGAAACGUGCUUACGAACUUGUCACCCAUGGCAUCCAUGCCACGUCGAUUAUUGCGGGCUAUAAGUUAGCCUUGCGCGAAGCACUUCGGUAUUUGAAUGAUAACCUGAGCUGCCCUGUGGAUAGUCUCGGUAAGGACGUGCUGCUUAAUGUUGCGCGUACAUCAAUGUCCAGUAAGAUCCUAAAUAACGACGCUGAUCUCUUCGCUAAAAUCGUUGUAGAUGCCAUCUUGUCGGUGAAGACCGUCAACGACUUCGGCGAUGUCGUGUACCCGCGCAAGGCUGUGUCAGUUCUUCUGCAGCACGGCCGAAGCCUGCACGAGUCUCGUCUCGUGCAGGGUGUUGCCAUGAAUCUCUCUCGUGCAGCCCAAGGCAUGCCGUCUUCUGUUAAGAAUGCUAAAAUUGCUCUGGUUGACUUUGAUCUUCGUGCAAUUAAAAUGAAGCUUGGUGUUAACAUCACUAUCACUGACCCAUCCAAGGCAGAGGCGAUUCGCCAGCGGGAGCUUGACAUAACCAAGGAGCGUAUCCAGAAGAUGAUUGCGGCCGGAGCUAACGUCAUUAUGACGUCCUGGGGGAUUGAGGACAGCAUGAUGAAGUAUAUGGUUGACAAGGGUAUCCUUGGUGUGCGUCGCGUGACGAAGGAUAACUUGCGUCGCAUUGCCAAAGCCACCGGCGCCACCAUUGUGCACACGAUGUCCGACCUGGAAGGCGAGGAGGUGUUCGAGGCCAAAUGGCUGGGCUCCGCUGAGAAGGUGUAUGAGGAGCACAUCGGCGACGACGACUGCAUAGUUGUCUCAGGUACACCGAAUACGGUGUGCGCCACGAUCAUCUGCCGCGGCGCCAACUACUUUGUGUUAGAGGAGAUGGAGCGCGCACUGAAUGACGCCUUGUGGGCCGUCGCGCGUGCGUGUGAUGCGAGUUCUGUGGUUGCCGGCGGUGGUUCCGUUGAGGCUGCACUCUCUAUCUACUUGGAUAACUUCGCCCGCACCCUGAGCUCCCGUGAGCAGCUCUCAGUUGCGGAAUUCGCAGAGUCGCUGUUGGUUAUCCCCAAGACCUUGGCCCUGAAUGCUGCCCUGGAUGCAACCGACCUGGUUGCUAAGCUGCGUGUUGAGCAUAACAUUGCACAGAGUAGCGGGCAAAAGAAUGACAGCCGUUUCACUGGGCUUGAUCUUCAUAACGGUUCUCUGCGUGAUAACAUCAAGGCUGGCGUAUUGGAGCCGACACCGAGCAAGGUUAAAUCGCUGAAGUUUGCUACGGAGGCAGCUAUCACGAUUCUGCGCAUAGACGAUUGCGUUCGGCUCAAUCCUGAUGAAGAAGAGCAGCAGAUGCAGAGGUAG